AUGGCAGAGCCCAAAUCGGAGUUGGAAGCACCAACUGUGGAUGAAGUUCAAUGCAAUGAUGCAUGUAUCAUGAAGAUUGUGGACCUGCCUAUUGUGGACCUGUAUACGCCUUUCCCAGCAUCCCUGCCGACAAAAGACGUCGCCAACUCUCCAGUUCCCCUCACUGCGCAACCGACAGCCGUCGAGAACGCUUCAGCUCUACCGUCACCCCCACCAAGUUCAGUCGUGCCUGCAAUCGCGACAACGAUCGAGUCUUCUCGUCCAACACAACAGGCAUUACCAACCCACAGCCCCAAUCGUGGCGACUCUGGGAAAUUCUACACCGUCGACCUGACCCCCUCAACAGCAUCCGCUCCGCUGGUCGCUCUCACAUUUCACGACCGAAUGCGCCGUUGGAUUCAGCGCGCCCUCGUCAGCACUGGACAGGCAACACCGUCCACCGAUGAUUACUUUGUACAGCAAAAAGACCGCUUUCUUGGUCUGCUUCAUCACUUGGAAGCAGUAAAAUCGAGUCUUCAGCGCCAUCGAACGGUGUUGAGUCAGUUUGCCGCGUCUGCAUCCCAACUUGGCCUGGACGUUGGUUGCGUCGUUCAAGGGAGCAAUGUCGAAGACACGUUCGCGACAACUACGGUGCAACAGGACACCCAAUUAACCGACGCCGACGCGAUGUUGACAGGCGCGCUUCGAAUCUUGGGUAGUAGGAUUCUGCACAUGCAGUCGAUUCAGACCUUAUUCAUUCGGCGCGCCAACUUGAAGCUGGACGUGGACAGUUUUCAAAGACGACUGGACGCACGGAAAGGUCGGGGUGACACGAGCGCCUUGGAAGCAAAGACAAUGGAGGCGAGAAUGGCAAUGGACGAUUGCUCGUUGCAACUCUAUCGCGUGUUUGCUAAAUACGAGGCCGAACGGCACUCGAUCUUGUACACGGAGCUCGACAUGGUGCGUCAAGUACUCCACGCCAUGUACGUCAAGAAUGCGGCAUUAACAGCAGUACGCACCGUUCCCAUUUUGGUGAAAUCCCCAAAGAACGAAGAAGAGCUGUUCGGCAUCAUGUGCGAUCAAGGCAUCAAAACGAAACAAGGCGGACCGAAAGGUGCAUUGCGAAAAAACUCACUUCAGUUCACGACGGACAAUAUAUAA
Messenger RNA from Aphanomyces invadans, 1140 nucleotides. RefSeq lists its product as hypothetical. The transcript is spliced from 8 exons. Bases 1 to 1140 code for a protein of 379 amino acids. The record is from RefSeq and is a predicted model, not a curated record. Lineage: Eukaryota; Oomycota; Saprolegniomycetes; Saprolegniales; Verrucalvaceae.